This is a messenger RNA of Didymodactylos carnosus, 2628 nucleotides long. The record is from the annotation of a GenBank genome assembly. NCBI's taxonomy places the organism in Eukaryota, Metazoa, Rotifera, Eurotatoria, Philodinida, Philodinidae.
AUGCAUACAAACGUACUGCUACACUGUCCGUAUGCACGAAACGUUCAUUGGUACUAUAAACAAAACGCAACAUAUCCAACAUAUCGACCUGCUGAUAAUGGUGACGAACUACGAGACACGUUACAAAUCGAUGAUUUUGCCGGUGGUAAAAUCGCUGGCACAGGAAAUUACAAAUGUAUCGGGAGAGACGAUAAUGGACAAUCGCAGGAGAGCAAAGAAAUUCUUCUACUUGCACAAGAACAACUGAAUGAUCCAUCGAGAGCCGUUGCUGAUGAUCGUCGAUCAAAAAUUGAAAUAUCCUUUGUUCAUCAAGGAAAACAAUUAUCAAUCAAAUGUCCCUAUAAAGCUGAUCACGAUGAAGAAAUUCUAUGGGAAUUUAAAGCAAUCGAUUUUGGACAUUUGACGCCUAAAGAGUACACGUUUGCCGAUGGAAAAGAAAAAUAUAGACGUGAAAAUAAUCAACCAACAACAUCCUCUACAACAACAAAUUAUCCAUGGGUUAAUCUGAGUGAUUACAGAAAUCAUUCUCGUAUUCUGAUAAAGAAUUUGACUAUAUUUCAUACGGGUGAAUAUCGUUGUCGUUUAAUCUAUGCAACAACAAAACGAGCCGUAAAAACAAGUCAUAUUGUCGAAUUAAUUGUGGUAUUUACACUAUUAAGUCCAUGGAAUGAUACAAAACUUAUGUUUGGUUCGAGUUUCGAAAAGCAUUGUGUAACUAAUUGGCCAAAUUCGUUAUUAAGAAUAAUUAAAGAAGAUGGUGAUGUGCAACAUCCGUCAUUAAACAUUGCACCAGGUCAACAACCAUCUCCUAUUUCAAUUACAAGUCCUUCAUCGAUCACCAUUGAUUCUGUUGGUUAUGAACAUGAAGGAAUGUACACAUGUCAAGCUAUUCUUGAACAUCGUUUGUAUCAGUCAUGGAGUUUUUUCUUAAACAUAUAUGGACAACCAAUGGCUAUUUCAGGAUUUACAAAUUCAUCUCGUCAUACGGCUAAAGAAUACGAGAUGGUUGUAUUGAAAUGUGGAAUCAAGGCUGAUCCCGGUCCGAAAUAUCAAUGGUUAUUUAAACCAAAUAAUUCAACGUUAUUUGGAAAUGUAUUUAAACCAAUCAAUGAAUAUCCAUUUUCAUCACCACGCGAAGGACAUUCGUAUCUAUUUAAUUUUACAGCGUCAGCAGUUCGAGAUGGUGAAUAUAUGUGUAUUGCUACAAAUGAAUACAGUACAAUGACAUCGCAUAUGAUAUUCAGCACGGAAAAAGGCGUUGAGCCAUUGCCAGUUAAACGAAUUUAUAGUCUACCCAAUCUAUUGAUUCCUCUAACAUGUACAUUAAAAGAAUAUCCACGUUCAAAGAUUAUUUGGGAACGUCGAGAUGAGCUCAAUAAUACAUGGACUCCAAUAACAAACUCCAGUGGUAUAUCACCAAAUAUUCAUCGUCAUCAAGAAGCAUCAAUGUACAAAGUUGAAGGAUACUACCGUUGUGCAGUGAUUAUUGGUGACCAAGUAUUAGAAUAUGGUGAACAAUUACAAUUAAUUACAUCAUUAGCACUAGAUAUAAAACGAUCGAAUUGGACAGGAAAUGCAAUUAUGUUUGAAGGUGACUCGUUGAACCGUACGUGUUAUGCUAAUAGACCGGAUGCUGAAACAAUCAUCAUCGAUAUGCGACAUAACGAGGCGAUACAUGAACAUGAACUGGUCAUCGAACGUUUACAUAUUAAUGAUAGUGGUAUCUACAUCUGUAUCGCAGAUGUUUUCGGAAAAUUAUCAACAAACUGGACAUUCAAGUUAGUAGUAAGACCGGCAGAUAUUGUUGAAAUUUAUUUACAAAGCUUACAUAAUCAAAGUAAUAUGCUUGAUGAUGAUACGUCAACAAGACCAUCGCAAAUUGUCACUGGAAAUAUAUUUAGUACACUAUCAGGAACAACAGAAAUUGAUGAAAAUUAUUUGAAUAAUAAUAAUAAUCACACAGAAAACAACAGCAAAAAUACUACUUUGGCAUCUGAGCUUGACUUAACUGGAUUACAUGAAGAUAUUGGCAUUGGAAUUAGUCAUAAAGGUCCAAAUUCACAUGAAAUAUCUGUCGUUGUUAAUACAAACAAAAAGUCGAAUAUUAUUGUCGAUUCAAACACAAACGUGAAGCCAAAUGAAAUUGUAGUUACAAGUAGCAACAACAACAGCAUAGUAAAUAAUAUCAACAGUCAUGAUGUAAUGCCAACAUUAUCACUAGACAGUCUAUCGGCACAAGUAAUGGACAUACACACAUCACCAGUAACUCAUUUAAAUAUCAAUAAAACCUCUCUAUAUGAAAAAUCAUUUGCCAACGACAAAGAGACAGACAAUACAUUACCCGAGCAAGAAAAGAAAACGGUCACAGAGAUUAGUUCUGAUCUACCAAUCAAAACACCUCCAAAUGAACAACAACAGCAAGAAAUAAACGUUCAAGCACAAUCAAAUAAUCAGUUGCAAGACAUUACAAAUUCAAAAUUCCUUAAAACAGAUCAGCAUUCAAGUGAAAAAGCAUUUAUUCAUAAAGAAAAAUAUCACACGAGAGAACGGGCACGUAAUUUGAUGAAAGAAAAGAGAACAUCUAUGGAGUCAUCUAAAGAUCAAGCAGUAAAUGAGAUUAUAGUAUGA